AUGGGUGCUGAGCCUGAGCUUGGUCUUCUUUCCCCCCUGCCCCAGCUCCAAAAAUUGGCUCAAUCUCAAGCGCACCCACCAGAGAUAGAGAACCCUCCCGGCCCUUACUGGAUGUGGAACCCUAAUAUGCAAGCCACCACUGAAGAAGACGAGUCGUGGGAGGUCAGAGCCUUCGCCCAAGACACCAACCAUGCCAUGGGCACCACCUGGCCACCACGCUGCUACACUUGCACCUUCUGUAGGAGGGAAUUCCGGUCAGCCCAAGCCCUAGGCGGCCACAUGAACGUGCACCGCCGAGAACGUGCCCGUCUCCACCAAGCGCCGUCCGUCUCCUCCUCCUCCGCCGCCUCCGUCGCUGCUGCCGCUCCUUCCACCCUAAUAAUCCCAUCUUAUCAAGAAUUCAUCAACAGUAGUACUAGUGGUGGGCUUUGCUUCCUCUACUCCUUACCAAACCCUAAUGGCAUCUUCUCUCCUACUUCCAUGAUGAACAAUGCUGCUGCUGGUAUGGACACAUCUCCUACUCUCUCUAUUUCACAAUGCCCCCAAAGUAAUAACAUGGUAUUGCCAUAUCCACCUCCUCUUAAUUUCCCAGUAACAUCACCCAGCAUCGUCAAUUCCUCUCUCUGUCAUCAGUCCAGAGCCGCCACUGAUCCGUUGGCAUGGAUCAAUAACGAUAAUAACCAAAACUACGACGGCGGCUCGACCGUCGUCGGAGAACUUGAUCUGGAGCUCCGGCUAGGACGCAGUUCAUAACAACGGCAACAACAUACAGUGUGGGUAUUUUUUUUUUGGGGGGGGGGGGGUUUGUUUUUCUGCUUCAUCACGUUUGAGAUCAGAGGGUUCCACAAACUGGGUGGACUUUUAUCUAAUUUUUUUACGUUGUUUGAUUGAUUAUUUCAUUGGGUCUGACUGAUGAGCCUUAAUUUGUGGCAAAAGGGAUGGAGGCCUUG
Molecule: messenger RNA, 950 nt
Organism: Diospyros lotus (date-plum)
Lineage: Eukaryota; Viridiplantae; Streptophyta; Magnoliopsida; Ericales; Ebenaceae
Product: transcriptional regulator SUPERMAN-like
Exons: 1
Coding region: 1-753 (250 amino acids)
Source: RefSeq, a predicted model, not a curated record